UCUUCGACUACAGCCAUUCCUCGUUGAAACCGUUUUUACGCGAAUUAGACGGGAGAAUUGCGGACUUUUUAAAUAAAAAUUAUAUAAAAGCGGUGUUUAAUGCAAAAAAUUUAAGUUGGUUGCCAAAAUAUUUGUGAGAAGUGGAAAAGUGUCGAAUAUGACAGUGGCUGAGGGGUUGGCGACGACGUCAGCUACAGCCAAUGCGGCUGCAAGACCGCGUUGUUUUUUCGAUAUUUCGAUUGGUGGUCUGAAUGUUGGCCGUAUUGUCUUUGAACUGUUUAAGGAUGUGGCACCCAAGACGGUAGAAAAUUUUCGAGCUCUCUGCACUGGCGAGAAAGGUAUCGGUUUGGUUACGGACAAGACUUUACAUUAUAAGAACGUCAUAUUCCACCGUGUUGUCAAGGAUUUUAUGAUACAAGCUGGUGAUUUUUCGGCUGGCAAUGGUACCGGUGGCGAAUCCAUCUAUGGCGGAACGUUUGAGGAUGAAAGCUUCGACUUCAAACAUGAUCGUCCAUUUUUGCUUUCAAUGGCAAAUCGUGGCAAAAACACCAAUGGCUCACAAUUCUUCAUUACUACACAACCCGCACCUCACUUGGACAACGUCCACGUGGUAUUUGGUCAAGUAAUAUCGGGACAAGAUUUAGUACGUCAAUUGGAGGAGCUCCCAGUCGAUAGAAAUUCACGCCCAUUACAAGAUGUUACCAUAUCAAAUUGCGGAGAACUCGUCCGACAGGUUAAAGUUAAAAAAGAUAAAAAGAAAAAGAAGCGAUCUACAGUUUCUGCUGGCGAAGAUUCGGAUGCCGGAUCAGAUGCAGACAAACGCAUUAAGCGCAAGGAAAAAAAGAAGAAAAAGGGUCGCAAGCGGGAAAAAUCCCAUGAACGAAGCUCUGGGGCUGAAAAGAGUCAAGAGGAUGAGGAGGAAAACGAAGAUGGUGAUGAAGGAGAAUUGCAUCCGCUUGUGUCUGUAACUAAAAUCGAUCCAGACGAAAUACCAGAAGUCUCGAAUAAAUUUUUGCUACGUGGUGACCGUUCGAAUCGCUCCCAAGACCGCGAACAAAAGCGUGAAUCACGAAACGACAGGUUAAGUGAAGGUAGACCCUCAUUUGGUUGGUCCAAAAAACGUGUACCAGUUUCGCGCAGUGGACGUAUUAUCAAAGGGCGCGGAGUUUUCCGUUUUCGUACGCCCUCUCGCAGCCGUAGCCGUAGUACGACUCCUCCACAUUGGAAGCGUGCUCAGAAUCGCACUAUCAAAUUGUCUGAUUUAGAGCGUCUCGAAGAGGAGAAAAAAUUACGAGACGAGGAAAUAAAAAGGCGUGAGGUCGAGCGAAAAAAACGUCACGAAGAAAUGAAGCGAGAUCCUAAAAAGUCUUUCUUUGAGUUAUCGCAUGCAAGUUCAUAUGGUGGUAGAUACAGUGGAUCGCCUGACCGUAAGAACCGAGGUAAGGACAAUCCAAGUAAUUCGCGUAAGGACAGACAUGAUGAGCGACGUUCGGAUAAAGAAAAGCCGCGUGAAAGAGAACGGGAAAAAGAAAAGGAAAGCGAGAGAGACCGAGAUAAGGCGAGGGAAAGGCGACGCGAACGUAGCGUUGAUGCAAAACCUUUACCAAAACGCAAGAAGUCGAUGGAUAUGAAUGCACUAGACUAUGAACAUCAACCGGAAAGUGAAAAUGAAGAAGGCUCGACGGAGAAAGAAUCCACUUCAAAGUUAAAGGAGAAAAAUGAGCGCUAUGACUCUUUGGAUACGGAACGACAGAAAGAUAGAGAUAAUGGGCAUGAUAAUAACAGAUCUAAGGAUAAGGAAAGGAAUAGAGAAAAGACACAAGAAAAUGAUAAAGAGCGUGGGAAGGAGAAGAGUAUGGCUAAGGGCAGUGACAAUGACAGGGCAGAGGCUAAGGAAACCGGUAAAGGGAAGGGAAAAGGUGAUCACGAGAAGGACGGCGAUAAAAAUAAAGACAAAUCCAAACCUGUGGAAAAAGACAAGGGAAGAGACAAAGACCGGGACAAGGAUAAAGAAAAAGAAAAAGAGACUACGCUUCGCAAUCGGAAUCGAUCCAGAAGUGGCUCUCGCUCUAAGCAACGUUCACGUUCUCGAUCCCGGUCGCGAUCGCGAUCGCGUGCAUCACGGUCGCGUUCGCGUUCGCGUUCAUUUCGUCGUCGCUCACCAAUCAGAGAUCGUCGCGAAAGGUUUCCCAUGCGUAGAGGUGGCUUUCGUUCGCCUCCUAGGCGCGAUUUUCGCGGCAGACGUGGCGGCAAUCCAUUCAUGGAUCGUCGUCGUCGCUCUGUGGAGCGCUAUCGUAAUCGCUUGCCGCUAUCACCGUUACGCACACGUCGCGCAACGCCUCCACAAGAUCGACGGUCACGUAAUCGGUCGUUAUCACGAAGUCGAUCUCGAUCACAACGGCGCGAUCAUAUGCGUAAACGUUCGGCUGAUUCUCGAGAGAAGCGAACACGUUCUAAGUCGCGUGACCGACGUACCUCAUCCAAGUCACGGGAACGAGGCUCACGAACACGUGGUCGUCGCACCAGAUCCAAAUCGCGAUCACCUAUUCGCCAAACACGCAACAGACGUUCUGAUACACGUUCACCAAGACGUUCAAAAUCGGCAAAUUAUACACGAAAAUCGAAUGAACGACGUUCCGUCUCCAAAAAAGAGAGUAACUCAGAUGCAAAUGUAAGUUCAGGUAGCCAUGCGGGCACGACAUUUGGUAGUGCUGAUAAAAUGCGCGAAAAAAUGUUGAAACGUGCUGAGGCUGCACAAAUGCUGAAAGACCAUAUGCGUAAAGAAAUAGCGAGGGAGGAAGAACGACGUGCGGAGAAGCAGCGACUGGAUGACUUGGAAAAGGAAAAAACAGCACGCGAACUUGAGGAAUUAGAACGUCUCAAAUUGGAGACACUGCAAAAGCUGGAAGAGCAUGAAAAUCUUAAAAAACUUACAGUUAUAGCAGCUGUGGCUGAAGCAAUCAGUACAAAAGAUGGUAAGGAAGAAAAGUCUAAAGAAAAGAAAAAGAAGCGUAAGAAGUCAAAAAAACGUUCGCGUACCUCGGGCACCGAAUCCAAUUGAGAUUUGGUUCAACUGAUAUACGUAACAAGAAGGCAUAUUUACUCAAAUAAUUGAAAUUAUAUUACAUUGAAAUAUGGGGCAUAUGUUUGAGUGAACUUAUUUAGUUUUUAUUACAUACAUAUUCAUAUGUAUGUAUGUAUGUAAAUUCGCAAGAUGCACUCUACUGGGUGUAUGCAAAACGUUUUGAAGACACAUAGAAAACAUUGAAUGAUUUAAAUUAAAAUUAACUCUUCACUCAUUUUUUGAAUGUUUAAUAUAAAAGAACAUUUUAAUUAAAAAAUCAAAACAA
This is a messenger RNA of Anastrepha obliqua, 3350 nucleotides long. RefSeq names its product peptidyl-prolyl cis-trans isomerase G (gene Moca-cyp). NCBI's taxonomy places the organism in Eukaryota, Metazoa, Arthropoda, Insecta, Diptera, Tephritidae. The transcript is spliced from 8 exons. Bases 158 to 3061 code for a protein of 967 amino acids. Gene Ontology annotation, molecular function: peptidyl-prolyl cis-trans isomerase activity. Gene Ontology annotation, biological process: protein peptidyl-prolyl isomerization; protein folding. The record is from RefSeq and is a predicted model, not a curated record. Gene Ontology annotation, cellular component: intracellular membrane-bounded organelle.